Messenger RNA from Magallana angulata, 1732 nucleotides. Its product is annotated as peroxiredoxin-2-like. Gene Ontology annotation, cellular component: cytosol; endoplasmic reticulum. Bases 30 to 776 code for a protein of 248 amino acids. Gene Ontology annotation, molecular function: thioredoxin peroxidase activity. The transcript is spliced from 6 exons. NCBI's taxonomy places the organism in Eukaryota, Metazoa, Mollusca, Bivalvia, Ostreida, Ostreidae. Gene Ontology annotation, biological process: cellular response to stress; response to oxidative stress; hydrogen peroxide catabolic process. The record is from RefSeq and is a predicted model, not a curated record.
CUACAUGACACCGGAAGUCAACGUGUUCAAUGGCGUCGUCCGUCAACAUGCUGUUUUUCGGCAUCGUUUGUUUGAUUGCAUGCACCUUCUGCGGGGCUGCUGAUGAUGACAAAUGUCAGUCGUUUGCUGGUGGAAGUGUGUUCCCUCAAGAAACCAGGCGCACAUCGGGUCAUGCGAUUCAGUGGAGCCAGGCAGUCAUUUCCAAGCCUGCACCUGACUUUAAUGGAACAGCAGUCAUCAAGGGGGAAUUCAAGGACAUUAAACUUUCCGACUACAAGGGAAAAUACUUGGUCUUCUUCUUCUAUCCUCUUGACUUCACCUUCGUGUGUCCCACUGAAAUCAUUGCCUUCAGCGACAGAGUCGGGGAAUUUAAGAAGAUUAACACAGAGGUGAUUGCCUGUUCUGUCGACUCACAGUUCACACAUCUGGCAUGGAUCAACACACCUAGAGCAAAGGGGGGUUUGGGACCCAUGAAUAUUCCACUGCUGUCGGACAUCACCCACGAGAUUUCUAAAGCUUAUGGAGUGUACCUCCAGGAUCUAGGUCACAGUCUCAGGGGUCUGUUUAUCAUUGAUCCUAAAGGAACGCUGCGCCAGAUCACCAUGAAUGAUCUCCCGGUUGGGCGCUCCGUGGACGAGACGCUGCGAUUGGUCCAGGCCUUCCAGUACACAGACACUCACGGGGAGGUCUGUCCUGCGGGCUGGAAGCCCGGGAGUGACACAAUCAUUCCUGACCCCAAAGAAUCUCAGAAGUAUUUCAGUAAACAGAACAACUGAGGACACGAUUUCAGGGUGCUGAUGUCAAUGUUGUGGCGGUGAAGUGCUGCCUGUGGAUGGGGAUUUUUGUAAACAUGCAAAUUCAGGGCACAAAACAAAUAUUCUUUUGAAUUUGUUUUAAAUGUUUGAAUUAUUUUUCAAAAAAAAAAAAGUAAUGUUUAUUUACCGGUAGUUGAUCAAAAUUAAUCUAAGCACCACCAGUUUUAUUAUAUUGUUUUGAUGUGAUUAUUUUUUGGGGAGGGCACUGCAGCAUAAAAAAUGAUGUUUCUGUUCUCUCUUCCUUUCGCCUCUUCUGAAUUGGUACAGAAAAUCUUUAACUAGUCAAAUACACUGUACUUUUAAAUUCUGCUGAUUCUUUCUAGUCUCAUGCUAAUAUUUAAGUUACUUGUCCAUCUGUGUGCAAUUGAAACUCACUACUUUUCGAGGUUUUGGGAAAAACUUUAUGUGCAAAAUUACUGUUCGUAUUUGUUCAUGUGGAAAAUAGUUACUUGUUGAGAAUUAAUAUUCAGUGCUACUGUGUUUUCUUGUUAUUAUAAACUAUUUUGUGUUCAAUAUUUUUGUAUUAUUCUUCUAAAAUGUGGCAUUUCUAAAUUUUAAGUUUUCAAUUGUUCUUUAAUUUGUGCUGCAAAAGAUAUUUAUAUUUGUUAAUGCAUCGUAUAUACAUGUAAUACGAAUUAACAAACUUAUUUUGAGAUCAUUUUGUGUAUGUUAAUUAGGAAUUCAAGUUUUCAGUAAAACAUGUAUUACUUGUAUUCUUCAGAGCUACAAAUUUUCUAUUGCUAUACAAGUUUAUAUCGAGGAUAAUGAAACAACAUCAUAAACAUCUUUGGAAGUAUGUUAAAAGAAUACAUUUUUCCUUUAGAAUCUGGGUGUACAAAUAUGCUUGGAACUUGUAUAGAUCUGCAAUGCAAUAUUUUGCCUUAUGUCAAGAAAUCCAUUAAGAAUAUUUUUUUCAA